This is a messenger RNA of Neospora caninum, 804 nucleotides long. RefSeq lists its product as hypothetical. The record is from RefSeq and is a predicted model, not a curated record. Gene Ontology annotation, cellular component: cytoplasm. Gene Ontology annotation, biological process: translational elongation. Gene Ontology annotation, molecular function: translation elongation factor activity. The transcript is spliced from 7 exons. The coding region runs from base 1 to 804 and encodes 267 amino acids. NCBI's taxonomy places the organism in Eukaryota, Apicomplexa, Conoidasida, Eucoccidiorida, Sarcocystidae.
AUGGCGGCUUCUCCAGUCUCGACCGUCUCCUCUCCGCUCUCUCGUCUCUUGCAGACGCGCCAUCUUCUCUCUGCGAAACUCCCGCGACUGGUGCAGCCCCGCGUGUCGCUUCCCUGUCCCUCUUCUGCCGCUCUCUCCCUCUCCGCCGCUCCCUCGCCGCUGUCUCCACUUGGUCGGUCUGCUCUGGCGCCUGGCCUCCCCUAUUUUCCACUCUGUCGGCUGAGAAAAAACGCCUCGACAAGUGCGCCCCCACCUGCCGAGCCUCUCCAUUUUCGGCGAGUUGGCGGGGCAGACAGAAGAUUUUAUGGAGGAUCGUCUGCUGGUUUCCUCGGAAAGACUCGCCCCGCGCGCUUCUCCCCUUCCCACGCAAGGCACUUUGCAACUGUGGGCGUCGGCGACAUUCGCCAGGGGCAUAUUGUCGUCAUUGAUGGCAAAACGGUGGAAGUCACCGAGUGGCGGCAAAUCAAGUCGGGCCGAGGCGCUGCGUCCAUUGGGAUUGCCUACAUCGACCUCGCAACUUUCAAAGCCGGUGAAGCGAACUUUUCUGUGAACAAAAAACUGGAAGUGAUUCAGCCGGAGAAAAAGACCUUCCAGGUGAUGUAUGUCGACGAAGAGAACGACACGGUCGUUUUGGCGGAUGAGAAUUUCGACGAGGUGGAAUUUCCCCUCAAGCUGUUUGGAGGCUCGUCGGUGGUUCCAUUCCUGAAACCGGAAUUGAAAGUUGUCGCUUCGCUCCACGACGGUUCGCCAAUCAAAAUUUCUCUUCCACCUGCGGUCGUCCAGCAACUAAAAUCCAGGAAAUGA